Molecule: messenger RNA, 5191 nt
Organism: Petromyzon marinus (sea lamprey)
Lineage: Eukaryota; Metazoa; Chordata; Hyperoartia; Petromyzontiformes; Petromyzontidae
Source: RefSeq, a predicted model, not a curated record
CCAGCCGACUCACGCCACGCGCGGGCCAAUGAGCGAGCCGCGUCUCGACAGAGCCUCUCCUCGAGAGGGCCCGCUGUGGAGUCGGCUAGCUCAAGUCGCCGCGCGUCUUAACGCCCAACGCGAAGUACGCGAACGCCACUCAUGGUUCCGUCGUCGUACGUCCUGUCUCUAUCUUCGCAGUCUCGAAGGUCGUCGCUGGCGCGAGUCGGUUGAUGUUGUUCAGCUUCCUCGGGAGUCGACGGGAGAGUUCCGGAGCCGUGCAGAAGAUUGUUGGCGAAAAGCAUCAUGAGGAAGAUUAUUCUUGGUCCGAAUUCCAUCUAUUUGUAUGAGGGAGAUAUGGACACCAAUGAUGUUUUGUUUUUUCACAAGCACAGGGAUGUGUUUAAAAGAAUGUGGCAUGAACAGGGGAACAGGUUUUGGAAAAGAUUUCUUUUGGGAUUCCGGACAUUUUGUGAAGACCUAUGUCCACAAAUAGCAGGUGAAGUUACUGCUUAUUUCCUAUAUGGCUGUACUUACAUAGAGGCACAGUAUUGUCAAGAUCGAUAUUCAAAUGCAAGGAGAUAUAUGGAGGACGUUUUCAACGUUGCUAAAAACAGACACUUGGCUGUUAAUUGUACUGGUGGUUCAGUGGCCUGGGAUCCUUUUUAUAUGAAAGAAACUAGGGAAACGUUUAGAAAUCUAUUUGGUUCUCCAGGUGCCCCUUUGACUCUUGAGACGAUGUGCUUCGUGUCUCCACUAUUUAUUCAAUUUGGAAAGUCGGUGUGCAACUGCCUGAGGUAUUGGAUCGAGGCAGAGAAAUGUGACAGCUCAGAUGAGUCAUAUUGGUCACCAGAGUUUGUUAUGAAGUAUGGCAUGGACACGGACUCUAUAAAAAUGUCAGACGGUCCUUUAAAUAUUCCCAAAAGAAAUAAAAAAUCCAAGUCGAAAUCGAAGCAAGAAAGUUCAGAUGAUCCUUCAAAGGAAGAUUUACACACUGGCCAAGAGACACAGUUUUCCCAGCAAAACACUACCAAGGCUGCCACCACAACUACCAAUUACUCUUUGUACACUCCAAUACCUAAAGAUACGAGAACAACGGAAACAAAAAAGGAAGACGUGAAGCUGUCUGGAGCGAAUAGCGAUGGAAGUGAGCCUACGGCAAAACAUGUUAAGGAAAAUGCCUCAAAGACGACUGCAACAGAUUCCUAUUUGGUGAAGGGGGUUCUGAAGGACUUCUUGAAGUUGGCCAAGAGAAAGAAUUUUGACGCAAUUGUGGAGGAAGACCUGAACCGUGAGGCCAGACUGCGAAAUAGAACCCCCGAGGAUGUUAUGCGACAGGUGGUGGAGGAUAUACUGUCAGAGGAAGAUCAUGUUUGCUGGUGUUUUAAAGAUGCCACGGAGUGCCACUGUGACAGCAGCAGCAGCAUUUUUUGCCAGUGCAGAGAUGGCAGUGACAUACGGAAAAGCAACAGAGCUGAAGUUGCAUCCCUGGUGGAGAAGAUGGUUGGGAAGCUUGCUGGCAUGAAUACCUUCAACGAGGCAUCAACAGCAAGGGAGAGGGAGCCCAGCUCUGCCAAGUCAGAAGCUUCUACCAACACAUCUGAUGCACCUGCCGUGGAUGAACACGGAAACAAAAAGGCCAAGCAGCGACAAUGUGACCAAUGUAAAGUCAUGGAACCAAAGCCUAAACUGUUUAAGAAAUGCCAGAGGUGCUACGAUGAACAUUGGAAUGAGCCCAAGUACUACUGCAGCCGUGAAUGUCAAGUGGCAGCUUGGAAGUCUCAUCGCAAGGAGCACGCUGCGGCAAAAAGAGCCCCCCACUAGGGGGGCACUGGGAAUUACUGCACCACCAGGUUGGGAACAUUUUGGAGUGUCCGGUGGAAUUUGUGCUCAACUUGUUUGGUCCCGAAAUACUGGACUAAUUCUAAGCUUAGACUCGUCCACCUGACCAAGUCAGUGCGCACUUUUAGCGUGCUUUCUCAUCCCUCUUAAGUUGGUUAUGUUUAAACAGAUGAAAAUGCUCAAGAGACAAUGAUGUCUCAUUGGCAAGAGUGAACUGGGUCACCAAAAUGACUACAUGAAAAAAAACUAAAAAGUACAACAAUGAAGCAAAAUAGUAAUUGGCAGAAAUAACUGUCGCUUAAUACAUCUAAGUUGGUGCACCAACAUAGCUUGGGCAGAUAAUUUUUCUACUGGUCAAACUAUAAUCACAAUAUUAAGUCAGAUAUUUUAAACUGAUUUGGGUGGCUAUUGUACCGAUAUGCAAACAGACGACACUGUGAAAUAAAAUUGCAAGUGAGGUUAUACAGAAUCGUUAGCUUGUCAUAAAUUUGUGAUUAAGAUGGGAGAGCAAUCAAGGACAUUUUUAAAGAUUUUUUCAUAUAUAUGAAUCGAUUGCCGGUAGCCCGGGUCACCGCAAAAUAUUGGUGGGCCGGGCAUAGUUUACGUUUUUUUUCUGGGAGCAUCGCUGGUACUAUCCUGUCCUGCCGGAGGGUGACGCUGGGAGCGAUGACGACGACGAUGUCGAUCCCGCCAGCACGACCGUGACCGCCGGCCGUACCAAGCGACAAAGACAAGGGGGGUGGCCGCCCCCGUGAGAAGCAGAACGUGCUGGGGAAUGACCAGACCAGCAUCCUGGUGUACUUUCAAAACAAGCAAUAAACAGCCGUUGCCACGCACAAAUCCCCAGCAGCCCCCCUUGUUUAUGGGUGUUUUGCAUUUGUUUUUUAUUUCCAUAUUUGGCGUUGCGUAUCGGGCUCACUGACAUCUCCCGUCUUCAUAGACCUUCUGGUUUCGGAGUUAUGGAGGUUUUGGCACCUCCGGGUCACCGCCAAUCGAUUCAUAUUCUCUCGCAUAACCUUUUGUAUAACAAAGUCAAUGAUUAAAGCUGAAAAUAGCAGUUAUCUAUUUCAGUGGUUCUCAGCCAGGGGUAUGUGCGGACCCUGGGGGUACACGUGGUAAUGUCCCAGGGGGUACGCGAGGUGAUUUAUAAAUGUGUGAAAUUUGAUCGUACAUGAGAGUCAUUGGUGAAUAAUCAUGUAUGAAUCUGCCAGUAUAAAAUAACUACGAUAACAUUAAAAUCCGUAUGGUAACCUCGAACGAUAUGAAAUAGCUAUCUGAACUCAUUGAUCGUAAACAAUGUGGUUUCUAAGAGUAACCAGCGAGUGCAAACAUUACGUCACGCAUGCAGAGCUUUUUAUUCGCUUGCAGUUACUAGAUAGGAUACCUCACAAAAUUGGUAAUUGAUGACAAUAUUUUUUUUCAUCGAUAAUACUUUUAUUUUUUAGAACCAUUUUGGGUCGGGCAAGGGGGUACUCGGUUGAAACAAAAUUAAACAAGGGGUACAGUAGCCAUAUUGCAUAUUCAUGCAAUAUAAAACUUUAUGGAGUAAUUGAUGGCAAUGGCAGGUGUUUGGUCCCAUUAACAGAGAAUUAGCGAGGGCCAUGUGAAGUUUAGUUUUUCUCUCACAUGGUUCUCUUGGGCUUUUGCCUUCUGCUUUUGCUUCAAUUUGUGUUCAUGAUUUAGUAUGGACUUGUACAAAACGUGCAUGUAAAACAUUCCAACAUUCGGCUAACUGCAUUGAUCCAUUCAUACCAAUAGGUGGCAUGCGCGUCUAGCCAUCUACUUCAUUGUUUGCUCGGUUUGGAAGGGAAUAUCAGCCAAGCUGGUUGUGGUAAGAUCUGACAUUUGUGUGCAGAAUGGCUUAAUUGUAUGUUUACUUUGUGUGUAGCAACGCGAUAAUCUACAUUUUUGUCAGCAAUGUAAGUUUAACACGUAGACUUUCGCAAACCAAUAUCCUUAAAGGUUUUUUGGGUUAGAUUUUGUAAAUAUAAAUGAUUGUGUCGUUAAACCCGCUACCCACCGACGCACCCAAUUAGUAAAAGGUUUGUCACGUGAACAAAACGUGCCAAUUAGUUACUACUUCAGCACACCGGCGAUGAAGCUGGUUGUAAUAACCAGUGAAACGUCGUGUGCUGAAGUAGUAACUAACUGGUAUGUUUUGUUUACGUGACAAAUUGGCUGUGCUGGGUGGUGGCGGGUUAACAACACACUUAUAUUUAUGCAGUUUAACACACAAAAAACACGGAAAGAAAUGUAAACUUACAAAGACGUUUCCAUUCCAUACAUAGACUCGAGCAACAGUGCACAUUUUAAUUCCUUGAAGAUGUAUAUGAUAUUUGACAUCAUGCAGACCUGAAUUAAUCUGAGCUUUGCCAUCCUUCAGAGUUGCUGUACGUUGUAAACUUUCUGAUACUAAGCUUAUAUUUCUGGAUGUGCAACAUCUGUGAGUCGUUUUACUUGUGCUAAAGUUAGUACAAAGCUCAGUAAAUCUACAAUAAAAUUUAGGAAAAAAAAUGUUUUUUUUAGUUUUGCAAUUUGUAUACCAUUCUGUAAGUUUUUGUCAUAAAUUCACUGUACAGUGUAUUGAAAUGUAACAUGGAAACUUUAAAUAAUCAUAGGGUUGCCAUGCUAUACAUUUUCACAAUACGGUACGAAAUCAGAUUUUACGCUGUGACCAUUAUCACAAAUUAGUUCCCAUAAAUUCAUAACGGUAUUUCACAUUUGUAUGGUUUUUUUGUUGUUGUGCUUCAAGUGUGAAUAAGGUUACAUCUUGUUUAUUCAACUGCAGUUCAUUCAACUUAAGUCUGCACGUCUUUCUAAAAUUGGCCUGCUAUGUCUUUCAUGCUGUCAUUUACUAAAAAAAAAUGUUAUAUAAUCAAAAUAAUUACUAAAUGGUAAAUGUAGUAAUUAUGCAUAGUCUUACGGCUGAAAACACUUAAUAGAGUAAGUAAAUAGCUAUUUACAGCUUUGACUUGAUUAUUCCAAAAAUCUAAUGGCAGGUAAUAUUUUUUUUUAAAUGAGCACCGCAUUUGCGGCAACCUUAAUGAUUAACGUUCCAUAUUUUGACUUAAAGCUUUCGUGACUCCAGGAAUUCAUUUUCCUUGGGUCUUUCGAUAAAGUCGCGUAGAUAGGUUCAAAGAAAAUAACAAAAAACUACGACGUUUCGACCGCUUGUGUUGCGAUCGAAACGUCGUAGUUUUUUGUCAUUUUCUUUGAACCUAUCUACGUGACUUUACCGAAAGACCCAAAGAAUAUUAGUUCCAUUUUUUGUUUGUGUUAAUGGGUUACAGCUCUGUAUAGCUAUGUGUUCGGUAACGUUUUGUAUGCCAUGUAGAUGAGUGACAAAUACAAUGGCUUGUUUUCUGUUGAA